This is a messenger RNA of Dimorphilus gyrociliatus, 782 nucleotides long. NCBI's taxonomy places the organism in Eukaryota, Metazoa, Annelida, Polychaeta, Dinophilidae. The record is from the annotation of a GenBank genome assembly.
CAUUUGGAUUUCGAUUGUGAAUCUGAAAUGAUAUGAAAGACUGUGAACGUUAUUCGAAGAGUAGUCGUUCUUGGAGUAAUUUUACAGUUGAGGAAAAGAAAAAUAUGGAAAAAUGGUCGGAUGAGGAAAUGGACGACGCUAUAGAUGGAAUUCUUCAAGUAGUUCCCUCUGAAGACGCCACACCUCAGGAAAAUACAAAAGAAGAAGAGCAAGCCCGUAAAGGUAGAAGGGCAAAGGCAAAUGUAUUAGAUGGCCCUGCGGAAGAGCCAGACGCACCAGCAGAUGAUGUUCCACUUUCAACAGAUAUGCAUGAAGUAACGGAAGAGAGAGUAUCCAGUGGGAAAAAAGAAAAAAAAGGUCGCCGAAGAAUGAGCGGAUGGGGUGAUACAACAAACAAGGGAUUUGACGAUGAUGAAAGAUUUAAGAAAACUCAUACACCACCGCCCGAAAAUGAUGAGUCGGAUAACGAUAUUCCUGUCAUACCGGAUUUAGAAGAUUCUAACAUAGGUGAUGACUCUGGUGGACCGCAGAUAGCGAUGGCUCCAAACGUUGCAGUUAAUAGAGUAGCCACAUAUAGGGAAUUGGAUAAUGAUUUACUUAAACACGCAGCUUUUCUAACUUUGGAUAAUGAAAUUGAUUUGAAAUUACUUGCAAAAUGUCUCUCCUCCGAAUCUGAAAUAACUGAGGACCAAAAACUUUGGGAGUGGGAUAGAUUAUUUACAGAAGUAACAUCUGAAAUGCUUUCUGAAUGGGAAGAAAAUGAAGAAGUAGCUGCUUCUUAA